This is a messenger RNA of Cetraspora pellucida, 336 nucleotides long. The record is from the annotation of a GenBank genome assembly. NCBI's taxonomy places the organism in Eukaryota, Fungi, Glomeromycota, Glomeromycetes, Diversisporales, Gigasporaceae.
AUGAAGUCUGAUAACUCAAAAAUUCAUCCUGUUGCGUCUGGAAACUCAAAGGAAAAACGACUAACACUUCCUUUAGCAUUCAUAGAUGAUGAUAAAAGUAUAGAUGAAGAUAUAGUUGAAGUUGGUUCACCAAUUUUGAGUAAACAUAAAUCACUACACGGAAGAAAUUACUUUGAUAUUGAAGAUUUAAAUUAUGCUUUACCAUCCGAUAAGUUGGAGGCUGAUAGAGGAUCUCUAUCGCAUAUAUUAAAUAAGCAUGUUUGGAAAGGUAACUUUCGUUCUCCAAUUGCACAAAAGUUAAAAAAUGGUGGUGCUAAAGUACUUGAUAUUGGGUAA